CCUACUUUAGCCGCGGGGCCGCACAUCUAGUCGCCUGUAGAGGGUGGAGACGCGUGCUCGGAGGUCGCCUGCGACGUUCUGUGACGCCGAUCGGACACCAUGGCGGACUCCCGGGACCCGGCCAGCGACCAGAUGAAGAACUGGAAGGAGCAGCGGGCCUCGCAGAAACCUGAUGUCCUGACCACAGGGGGUGGUAAUCCAAUAGGAGACAAACUUAAUGUUAUGACGGCAGGACCCCGUGGACCCCUGCUCGUUCAGGAUGUCGUUUUCACUGAUGAGAUGGCUCAUUUUGACCGAGAGAGGAUUCCCGAGAGAGUCGUGCAUGCUAAAGGAGCAGGUGCCUUUGGUCACUUUGAGGUCACACAUGACAUUACCAAAUACUGCAAGGCCAAGGUAUUUGAGCAUAUUGGAAAGAAGACUCCCAUUGCAGUUCGAUUUUCCACAGUUGCUGGAGAAUCAGGCUCAGCUGACACUGUCCGUGACCCUCGUGGGUUUGCAGUGAAAUUUUACACAGAAGAUGGUAACUGGGAUCUUGUUGGAAAUAACACCCCCAUUUUCUUUAUCAGGGACCCAUUAUUGUUUCCGUCCUUUAUCCAUAGCCAGAAAAGAAACCCUCAGACACACCUGAAGGAUGCAGACAUGGUUUGGGACUUCUGGACCCUGCGUCCUGAGUCUCUGCAUCAGGUUUCUUUCCUGUUCAGUGAUCGAGGGAUUCCAGAUGGACACAGGCACAUGAAUGGAUAUGGAUCUCAUACUUUCAAGCUGGUUAAUGCAAAGGGAGAGCCAGUUUACUGCAAGUUCCAUUAUAAGACUGACCAGGGCAUCAAAAACCUUCCGGUUGAAGAAGCAGCAAGACUCGCGCAGGAAGAUCCUGACUACAGUCUCCGGGACCUUUUUAAUGCCAUUGCCACGGGCAACUACCCCUCCUGGACUUUUUACAUCCAGGUCAUGACGUUUAGUCAGGCAGAGACAUUUCAGUUUAAUCCAUUUGAUCUUACCAAGGUUUGGCCUCACAAGGACUUCCCUCUUAUCCCAGUUGGUAAACUGGUUUUAAACCGGAAUCCAGUGAAUUACUUUGCUGAGGUUGAACAGAUAGCCUUUGAUCCAAGCAACAUGCCGCCCGGCAUUGAGCCCAGUCCUGACAAAGUGCUUCAGGGCCGUCUUUUUGCUUAUCCUGACACUCACCGCCACCGCCUGGGAGCCAACUAUCUUCAGAUUCCCGUGAACUGUCCUUUCCGUGCUCGACUGGCCAACUACCAGCGCGAUGGCCCCAUGUGCAUGUUCGACAAUCAGGGCGGUGCACCCAACUACUACCCCAACAGCUUCAGUGCCCCGGAGGUGCAGCCGUCUGCACUGGAGUACGGCUGCCAGAGCAUUGCAGAUGUGAAGCGCUACAAUAGCUCUGAUGAGGACAACGUCACCCAGGUGAAGGCAUUCUAUUCUUCAGUACUGAAUGAAGAGGAGAGGAAACGCCUGUGCGAGAACAUCGCCAACCACCUGAAAAACGCACAGCUUUUCAUCCAGAAGAAAGCGGUCAAGAAUUUCACUGAUGUCCAUCCUGACAUGGGGGCCCGCAUUCAGGCUCAUUUGGACAAACACAACUCUGUGAAAUCUAAGAAUGCAAUUCACACCUUCAUGCAGCCCAGGAGUCACUUGGCUGCAAAGGAGAAAGCUAAUCUGUGAGAAGUGGGUGCUUGUUCCUGCACCUGGAGGCGCAGCCUGUGACGUGAAGUAUGGCAUUCACACAUAACCUACUCACCGCUGGAUGAAAGAUGCUGUGCUAGAUGGCCAAGUGCAAGCUAACGUCUUUAAAAUGAUAGCCCAGGUUUUGAUAGCCAAUCAGGUAGUGACGGCUUUUAAUGCUCUUUUCCUUGGGGAAAAAUGAAGGUUAGGGUUUAACAGUCACUUAAUAGAAACAUGUACUGGUGUUGGAUAGUUGGGUGGAUUAUUCAUUUAAAAUGGCUAUAAUAAACAUUUCUAGAGAAAUGUGAUUGUAUUGGAUGAGGAAAUCUUGGUUUAAUUAGUAUGUAUCAUCUCAUGGCCGACUAUAUACAAGUACAGUUGCAGUUGUGCAAGAAAAAAUUAAUCUGCUGAGAAAUUGUAAUUAAAAAUAUUUUAUAUGAAAGACAUUUAAUACAUUGGUGUCUUUUGAAAAUAACUUCAGUACUUGGUACCAUGGCUCAAUGAUUAUACCUGUUUGGAAUUGCUCAGAUGUUUUCUUUUUUUUCAAUUUGGGAUCACAUUAAUGCAAAUAUAGUACUGAUUUUUGCGACAAACUGAUUUGUAAUUGCUUACAGUUUUACAGUAAAUUGCAAUAAAUUAAUCUAUGUAACAAUA
Molecule: messenger RNA, 2337 nt
Organism: Condylura cristata (star-nosed mole)
Lineage: Eukaryota; Metazoa; Chordata; Mammalia; Eulipotyphla; Talpidae
Gene: CAT
Product: catalase
Exons: 13
Coding region: 100-1683 (527 amino acids)
Biological process (GO): response to hydrogen peroxide; hydrogen peroxide catabolic process
Cellular component (GO): cytoplasm; mitochondrion; peroxisome
Molecular function (GO): heme binding; catalase activity
Source: RefSeq, a predicted model, not a curated record